Messenger RNA from Eriocheir sinensis (Chinese mitten crab), 1750 nucleotides. Its product is annotated as carboxypeptidase Q-like. The record is from RefSeq and is a predicted model, not a curated record. The coding region runs from base 221 to 1750 and encodes 509 amino acids. Lineage: Eukaryota; Metazoa; Arthropoda; Malacostraca; Decapoda; Varunidae. Gene Ontology annotation, biological process: peptide catabolic process; proteolysis. The transcript has 9 exons. Gene Ontology annotation, molecular function: metallodipeptidase activity.
UAGUACUAGUAGUAAAAACUGUAGUUGUAGUAAUGUUGGUAGUUAUAGUGGUGGUAUACAUUAGUAUCAAUGCUGUUGUAGCACUCUUUUCUUCCCGAGCACAGGCGGGUCACUAGGUGAUUACGAUAACUCGGCCACAUCCGAUAACGUCUUGGCGUCAACACGCGCCGCAGUCUACCCGAGGCCUCUGUGGGCCCUGCAUGAGCCCCGCUGAGCUCCGAUGGCGUCACGAAGAGGCUGUCUGAGGCUUCUUCUGGUGGCCUGUCUCGCCCUGCAGGUCGCGGCUUACGUGGUGGAAACAGGCGACACCGGCCUGGCCAGAGACACGGCGAGUGUGCAAGACGAGGCGUCGAGAGGGACAAAAGGCAACUCACAGCUAACUUCGCCAGUGAACGUCAGCCCUCCGGGGUGCGCCCUGCCCCCGGGGGCGGCGGCGAGAAUCCAGUCUUACCAGUCGGUAGUAGAUACCAUAAUUGACUACGUGACGACAGGUGACUUCAAGGGGCUGGUGUACAGGAACCUGGCGGAGAUGAUCGACGCCUUCGGUCCGAGAAUGACAGGGACGCCAGAGCUGGAGGCGGCCAUUGACUGGAUAAUUGACAAGUCCCGCGGCGAGGCCCUGGACCACGUGUCCGCCGAGAGCCUUCUUGUGCCUCGAUGGCACAGGAGCAAUGAGUCCGCCUGGAUGCUGCAGCCGCGCGUGAAACAGCUCAACAUGAUGGGUCUCGGCGGCUCGGUGAGCACGCCUCCCGAAGGUAUCGAGGCCCCCGUGCUGGUGGUGAAGAGUUUCGAGGAGCUGAGGAUGCAGAGCGCCAAAGCUACUGGCAGAAUAGUAGUGUUCAACUCUCCAUGGGUCAACUACUUCGAUGCCGUCAAGUACAGAAAACAUGGAGCGUCGCAGGCGGUCAAGUACGGGGCUGUGGGGGCGCUUGUCAAGUCAAUAACGCCCUUCUCCAUCGAUAGCCCCCACACGGGCCAGCAGCAGUACGACACUGAGGCCAAGAUCCCAGUGGCGUGCAUCACCGUUGAGGACGCCAGCAUGAUGCAGAGGAUGCAGGACAAAGGUCAAAUGAUCACGGUAAAGCUGAAGAUGCACGCCAAGACGUCCAAGAACACCACCUCGCGGAACACCGUGCUGGAGCUUCGGGGAACACAGAAACCCAACGAGACAGUGCUGGUGUCCGCCCACAUCGACGCCUGGGACGUGGGCGAGGGAGCCAUGGACGACGGAGGCGGCGUCAUGGUAUCAUGGGCGGCGCCGGUGGUGCUGCGGAGGCUGGGGCUGAGGCCGCGGCGCACUGUGAGGACCGUGCUGUGGACCGCCGAGGAACAGGGACGCAUCGGCUCGACUGACUACUUCCAACGACACAAACACGACCAUCACAACUUCCAGUUGAUACUCGAGUCGGACUCUGGCACCUUCACGCCUCAGGGGAUCUCCUUCUCCGGCACCCCCGAAGCCACCUGCUUGCUGAGGGAGGUGCUGAGGCUACUCCACCGCAUCAACGCCACACAGGUGACGAGUCCUAUGAAGGGCGGCCCCGACAUAAAGGUGUGGCAGCAGCUGGGCGUUCCGACAGGCGGCCUUCUUAACGACAACGAACGAUACUUUUGGUACCACCACUCCCACGGCGACACCCUCACAGUGCUGGACCCCGACGCCCUGGACCGCUGCCUCGCCCUCUGGACCUCCGUCACCUACGUCAUGGCGGACAUGGAGGAUCGGCUCCCCCACGGUUGUUGUUGUUAA